This is a messenger RNA of Ipomoea nil (Japanese morning glory), 746 nucleotides long. RefSeq lists its product as uncharacterized. The coding region runs from base 231 to 713 and encodes 160 amino acids. The transcript has 2 exons. Lineage: Eukaryota; Viridiplantae; Streptophyta; Magnoliopsida; Solanales; Convolvulaceae. The record is from RefSeq and is a predicted model, not a curated record.
AAUGAUGACCUGUCUUCUUGUUCUUUAUUGGCCUCUUCUCUAAUGGCCAUUCCAGAUACUUAGCUUUUUCCCCUUAUAAAAACAACAAUUUUCCGCAGAAGAAGAAGAAUUCAUCCUCACCACUUCUUCAACCUCAAAACAACAUAAGAAAAAACAUGUUUUCGUUUGUUCACUUUUGUUCAAUCAAUUAGUUAAUUCUGCAAGUGUCGGAAACAGAAUCUCCGGCCGCCAUGAAAGGCAAAGGAAGGUACCGGAAGAGACUCAUGGGCAUCGUGGCCUUGCCCUUCACGGCUCUUUGCAAGGCGAGGGAUUUCUACGUGAGAAGCAUGACGGAUUGCAGCGGGCGGGUCGGCGUCGGGAACGUCGCCGGAAUGGGGCCGAUGCACGGCGGCCGUUUGCCGAAGAAUUUCAGCGUCGGAUCGCUCCGGUCCAAUGAAAGCGAUGAUUUCAGGGAGCUGGUUCGGGCGUCGUCUUCAUCUAACGGCGUUACAAGUAUUGACCUCGACUUGUUGGCGCGGGAACGGAUGAAGCGGGCCGGGUCGGAUCCCGGCGGCAUGCCCAGAAGUUGCAGCGUUGGGAUGGGUAAGAUUGAUGAAGAUGCUCCUUUUGUUAAUGGAGAAGACAAUGAUUUUGGUAAUAUUGGUGGGAAGGGAGAGGUUAAUUUUGGAAGAAAUAGAAGCUAUGAUGUAACAAAAAGCAAUGCAAAAUUAUAGAAAUUUAUAUAUUCAAAUUAAAAUUUUGAUUUA